AUGUUCUCGUCACUCCUCAGUUCAGCCAGAGACAUAUUGGAAAAUGCUUCUAACCAGCCGCCAGCAAACGCCCAGCAAACAAGACCACAACCACCACCACAGCAAACAAAUGCCGCAGGAAGACAAGAGGGCGGUGGUGACUUGCUGAGCGGAAUUCUUCAAGCGGUUGGAAAGUCACUAAGUGAGGGGAAUCAACCACCCACUCAACAGGCUCCACCGCCUCCACCUCCACCACCUGCGGAUCAUUUAGCUGAUGGGAACCAAUCAGCGAAGGGCUUUAAUAUCCGACCGGAGGAUGUCGCUCUGAUAACGAAAGGACUCGGAGUACUGGGUAAGCUUAUCAAUAAUUGCUUUUAUUCGGAGCUAUAG
This is a messenger RNA of Haemonchus placei, 369 nucleotides long. The record is from the annotation of a GenBank genome assembly. NCBI's taxonomy places the organism in Eukaryota, Metazoa, Nematoda, Chromadorea, Rhabditida, Trichostrongylidae.